AUGACGGAGGCGUACGGCGAGCUUCCCGUCGAACUUCGCAUAUUAGCAAGAGACGACCCCAAGAAGGUGAAGAGGAUGGCCGACAACUCCAAAGCUUACAUCGCUAUGCACAAAGGCGCCCUCGAAUCGAUGGAAGAACUUCUCGGCUGGACCUCGGCCAACAAAGCCCAGGUCGGCCAAGGGCAAAUUGGGACCCAAGCCAGCCUCCCGAAGUCUAAUGAGCGAUACAUCACCAUGUGGAAAAAGAUAUGCCGCCUGAGACGCGUAUUCCCGCCCAGUAUAAUGUCGCCCGUUAGGUACCUCGAGUACGACGCCACCGCCCGCGUGCAGCUCUCCGACGGCAAGACCAAGCCGGACCUGGUUUGGUUGUCGUCGUUCUGCGAGUCUCUGUCGAGGCUGGCGCUCGGAGGUUCGUGGGGAGACAGCAUGGAGCUUUUGGCAGCGUUUGAUAAUGACCAACCUACGAACAUGACGGAUAUGGAUUUCUAUGAAUCAGACGGAGAAGGCACAAGGAUCUACUUCAACAACGCCGACGAAGAGGUGCGGGAUGGGUCUGACGAUCACGCAACCACGUCUCGAAUGUAUAGAGACAUUAAUAGUGAUAGUGAUAGUGUAAUAGUGAGAGUGAUAGUGAGUAGUCCUUUGGGGGGUUAA
Messenger RNA from Daldinia decipiens, 654 nucleotides. RefSeq lists its product as uncharacterized. The record is from RefSeq and is a predicted model, not a curated record. The coding region runs from base 1 to 654 and encodes 217 amino acids. Lineage: Eukaryota; Fungi; Ascomycota; Sordariomycetes; Xylariales; Hypoxylaceae. The transcript has 3 exons.